AUGAGAAAUCUCUUACAUGCAGGUAUGGAGUGCGGAUUAGAUUUUCCGAACAGAGAAGCCCUUACCUUACAUUUAAGGCUACAUUCUGGUGAUCGAACGUUAGUAACGGAUUUAUGUGGGUUAGCAGCUGCCUUCCAACAAACUCCUGGACACUUCCUAACUCCAAAUACUCCUGGAACCCACCAGAUGAAUGGACCUAUCGGAACGCCCGGUGUUAGCCACAUGCAUGGUGCAACGCAAACGUCGCCACCAGUUGGUUCGGGUCCUAAACCAAAACCGCAUAUCUGUCCUGAUUGUGGCCGUGGGUUUGCUCAGAAGCACGGACUGUCGCAACAUCAACGGCGCCACACGGACGGCAGUUGUCAUAUAAGGUCACACGUGUGUGACAAGUGUGGAAAGGCUUUCUUCCAGAAGAAUCAUUUGUUAUUACAUCAACGUCAGCACAUGGAUCCUCCGCCGAGUAUACUUCGGCAACAACAGAGACAAGCGGCGCAAGCCGCUGCUCAACAAGCUCAACAACAGCAAGCGCAGCAACAGCAACAGCAACAAGUUCAACAGCAAGUCCAGCAACAGGUACAACAGCAGCAGCAGCAGCAGCAACAACAAGCGUGUUCCGUGGACACAAAAGCAAUACAGUUGAAUGUCACCAUGUGA
Vespula vulgaris is the source of this 654-nucleotide messenger RNA. RefSeq names its product histone-lysine N-methyltransferase PRDM9-like. The transcript has 4 exons. Bases 1 to 654 code for a protein of 217 amino acids. Gene Ontology annotation, molecular function: DNA-binding transcription factor activity, RNA polymerase II-specific; RNA polymerase II cis-regulatory region sequence-specific DNA binding. Gene Ontology annotation, biological process: regulation of transcription by RNA polymerase II. The record is from RefSeq and is a predicted model, not a curated record. NCBI's taxonomy places the organism in Eukaryota, Metazoa, Arthropoda, Insecta, Hymenoptera, Vespidae.